Molecule: messenger RNA, 4323 nt
Organism: Carya illinoinensis
Lineage: Eukaryota; Viridiplantae; Streptophyta; Magnoliopsida; Fagales; Juglandaceae
Exons: 5
Coding region: 281-1630 (449 amino acids)
Source: RefSeq, a predicted model, not a curated record
AAUAGGUAAGGAACUAAGGACGUAUAUUUUCCCCUCUUUUUCUUCUUCCCCAGCCCGAUAUCCUAGGACCCCUUGCCGCCCCUUCCCACGUCUGUCUCUAUCACACAAAGUGCCCCAAGCCGCAUCGUUAUUGCCCCACGUCUGUGCUAAGGCCUCUCUGUCUCUCUCUCUGGCUGAUCUCUAUUUGCAACACAUAACCCACAAAUCUGGUUGAUUGGUCCCUCACUUUCACUCCGAUAGAGAUUUUCUCUGGCCCACAACAGCACGCCGCAAGAAGAAGAUGGAUAAAAGUUGGAUGCAUCUCACCGAUAGAUUUAGGUCAAGGGAAUAUGGCAAAGGGGUCAGGCAGUUUCUCACAAUGGCUCGAGCUCAUGCCCUCGGAAACAACAGUGUGAAGUGUCCGUGCCGUAGAUGUCGUAAUAAUUUGUUCCUACAUAUAAGGGAGGUAGAAGAGCAUUUAUUUAUUACGGGCAUAGAUCCAACUUACACUUAUUGGAUAUUUCAUGGGGAGCAAGAACCAAUGAACAUUGGUUGUAUGGAUGAAGAUGGGCCUGAUAAUCUUGAUGAUAGUUAUGUCGAUGACAUCGACGAUAUGUUGGGUGACAUUCAUGCGGCAACCACUGUUGGAGUUGAUGAAGACACAACUCCACAUACUAUGUGGACCAGCACAGUUGAACCCGAACCAACCACUUUUGAGAAGCUUUUGGAAGAUGCUCGGCGUCCACUUUACAAUGGUUGCACAACAUUUUCUAAACUAUCCUUCACUGUGAAGUUGCUUCACAUCAAAACAAUUGGUGGGUGGAGUGUAAAGUCCUUUGACAUGCUACUUCAACUAUUGAAAACAGCUUUUCCCGAAGUUGAGUUGCCAGACUCUUUCCAUGAUGCACGAUCAUUGGAGCGCGGGUUGGGAUUUAGAUACAUUAAAAUUCAUGUAUGCCCAAAUGACUGCAUACUAUUUUACAAGGAACAUAGUAACAAGCAAGAGUGCCCUAAGUGUAAAGCAUCUAGGUGGUUGUCCACUACAACUUCUAAACGACCAAUACCCCAAAAGGUAGUGCGGUAUUUUCCACUAAAGUCAAGGUUGCAGAGACUUUUUAUGUCCAAGAAAACUGCAGUAUCCAUGAGGUGGCAUCAAUCAGAAAGGGUACACAAUGAUGAAACUUUGCGACAUCCUGUAGACUCUGAGGUGUGGACCACAUUUGACAGAGAGCAUUGUUGGUUUGCUGAAGAUGCUCGUAAUGUGAGGCUCGGUCUUGCUAGCGAUGGAUUUAACCCAUUUAAUAAUAUGAGCAAACCAUACAGCAUAUGGCCAGUGAUUCUAGUUCCAUAUAACUUGCCCUCAUGGUUAUGUAUGAAAGAUUCGUUCUUCAUGUUGUCUACACUAAUUCCUGGGCCUAAAUCUCCUGGCAAUGAAAUUGAUGUUUACUUACGGCCUUUAGUUGAUGAACUAGUUGAUUUGUGGGAAAAUGGUGUUGAUACGUAUGAUGCCAUGGUUGGAGAAAGAUUUCAAUUACAUGCAGCGUUAUUGUGGACAAUUAAUGAUUUUCCCGCAUACGGUAACCUUUCUGGGUGGAGCACUAAAGGAAAGUUAGCAUGCCCAACUUGCAAUCUGGAUACAGAGUCACAUUGACUGAGGCAUGGGCGAAAACAUUGUUACAUGGGUCAUCGUCGCUUCCUACCUGUAGAUCACAUCUGGAGAACUAAGAAGAAUACUUUUAGUGGCAAAGAAGAUCUCCGGAUGCCACCUAUGCAGCUUUUGGGAGAAGAUAUAGUGCACCAAUUAGAUAACAUUGGUCAUGUAGAUUUUGGCAAGGCGAGGAAGAGAAGGAAACGCACCCCUGAGGAGUUAAAUUGGACCAAACGAAGUAUCUUCUUUGAUCUACCUUAUUGGGCAUCUUUGAAACUUAGACAUAAUUUAGACGUGAUGCACAUCGAAAAAAAUAUUUGUGACAAUGUGUUAGGUACUUUGAUGAAUAUUCCAGGUAAAACAAAAGAUGGUAUCAAGGCCCGACGAGACUUGGCCGAACUUGGUAUAAGAAAAGAGUUACAUUUGAGAGAAAAUGGUGAUUGAGUGAUAAUCCCUCAUGCCUUUUUCAUGUUCCAUGGAGAUGAGAGAAAAGAGUUUUGUGCAUGGCUGAAGACUAUAAAAUUUCCUGAUGGUUUUGCAUCUAAUAUAGCUAGAUGUAUUAAUGUUAAUGACUGUAAAAUUUCUGGUAUGAAAAGUCAUGAUGCCCACAUAUUCAUGCAAAGGCUACUGCCAGCUGCAAUCGGAGGGUACUUAAGACAUGAUAUUCGCUUGCCAUUGAUGGAACUUAGUACAUUUUUUAGGGAAUUAUGUGCACGAACAUGUAAGAAAGAAGUAGUGAAACGUCUUGAGACAGACAUUGUCCUCAUUCUUUGCAAGUUGGAAAUGAUAUUUCCACCAAACUUUUUUGACGUAAUGGUCCACCUAGCUAUCCAUUUGCCCCGAGAGUUGUUACUUGCAGGACCAGUUCAAUAUAGAUGGAUGUAUCCAUUCGAGAGGUAUUUGGGCAAAUUUAAGCGGUACGUGAAAAACAAAGCUCGCCCAGAAGGAUCUAUUGCAGAGGCAUAUAUACAUGAAGAAUGUUUAACAUUCUCAUCGAUGUAUCUACAUGAUGUACCAACUAGGUUCACUCGAGAGGAUCGAAAUAUUGAUGUGGGUGUGCAAACAUCUGAGAGCUCAAUGUUUGAUAUUUUUAAUCAGAAAGUGCGGGCACUAGGUAAUUCAACCCCUAUCCACUUAGAGAAGAAGCUAUUUAAAACUGCCAGAUGGUAGGCCCUCAAUAAUUGCACUGAGAUUGUCCAGUAUUUGGAGUAAGCAUCUGACAUUAACACAGCUCGUUAGAUAUACAGUUUGGAGGUACCAUUCACCAUCUUCGCACUUUGCGCUGCAUGCUAAAACAUUUUAUUACUUAUUGCAGGGAGCACUAUAACAUCUUGAAGGAGUUGAGCACAUCUAACAUUGAACGGAGGCACGAAGCUGAGUUUCCAUCAUGGUUUAGGAAACAUAUUCAAGCACUACGUGCUUUGGAUCCACAAAGUGUAUCUAAUGAUCUUUAUGCAAUUGCUUGUGGACCAGACCCUUGGGUGGGUUCAUAUUCUGGGUGUAUAAUGAACGGUAUACGGUUUCAUACACGAGGCCGGGAAAUGAACCGUAGGACACAAAAUAGUGGUGUAUUAGUUACAAGUGAACACCAAUCCUUUAUGGUUGACUUCUAUGAGGUUCUUAAUGAUAUCUUAGAGGUGCGGUACAUGGGAUGGCGACAAGUUUGGUUAUUUUCCUGUGAUUGGUUUGAUGUUGGCGAUACGAUUCGAGGUAUCAAGAUCGGUGACCAUGUGACAAGUGUCAAUAUGUCUAGGCGUUGGUAUAAGGAUGAGCCGUUCGUGUUGGCAUGCCAAGCUUCGCAAGUAUUUUACCUCAAAGACACUUCAUUAUCUGCCUCUUGGCACGUCAUGCAAAAGAUAACAUAUAGGAAUGUCUAUGAUGUCCAACCAUGACACUUAGAUGAUGAAGGGGAUGAUUCUAGCAAGGCCAAUGUGUUUCAAGAAGAACAGUCUUCUGAUGUUUAUUUACAUGUUGACAUCGACCACAAUGACUAUCAGUCCCCAUUGCUAAGGGCAGAUGUUGAGCCGAACAUUGUAUCCACUGCUGCUUUAUAUGGGGGAAGUAAUAGCAUUCUUGAUGGCCAGACUAAUAUCAACGACAUUUUAGAGGAGGCUGAGUCUUAUUCCAGUGAUACUAUGUCCAACCCUUCUACUGAUGAAGACCUUCUUGAAGACAUCGAUGUAGAGACCAAUGCUGAAACUAGUUCCAUGGAUGAUACCGAUCGACCAUCUCCCUCAAACUAAGAUGCAAUUAACAAGUGACCACAAAAUGACUUUAAGUUACUAAAGUCUACUGCAGCAUUCGCCGCUACAUGGUUGUAAAGGCCUUGCAAGACUCUGCAUGACUGAUACAUAGCUCACCUAGAUGUCAAGCAAAUAUUUCUAUUGAGAAUGGUGUUCUCUAAGAUCGUGAUUGGUGGAUGUGCAACUCUCUUUGACAAGAAUGAUGGCCUAUGUUCAACUAAUCAUGAUGUGUUCAGAAAUAUUGGGGGUUGUUUAGAAUCUGUAAUAUGAAAUGAUUUCAACUAUAUUCAUGUCAAACUCAAUACUUGGUUCCAAUUGGCACGUUUAAACAUGGUACGCCCUCCAAGUUUAAAGAAUGGUUGAAGAGAAGUUGGCGCCCAUAUUUUUCAAUUAGUUCGAUGGGCUUGGUUUUUAUUUAUUACAAAAAUGAAUAGAUUACCUUAGUUCGGCAAA